ACUCUGACACACAGACACACUCUCACUGCCUCUCUCUGUCACAAACACCUCCCAUACUCACCCACUUACUCACUCCCUCUCUUUCUCACUCACUCUCUUUCUCUCUCAGUAUCACAUACUCACACAUACACACACACACGCCCAGAAGUAGUCAACUCUCUUUCUGCCACGGGUCAGCAACUCAGACAGGCAACUUGUUCCUACCCAGCUGGAAAGAGCAGAGCAUCGCAAGGUGCGCACACACAUACUUAAACUGGCACAAAAACACACUUUUACAGUUACACUCAGUCUGACAAAUACACACAUGUGAAUCUUCAUAGAACCCAGGACUUCAUCUAUGGACCCGUGAAGAAGACUUCAGUCAAAGGAGGAGAAAACAGACCAACAGCGAGAAGCAUCAAGGAGGAACUUUAAAAAGGGGAUUCAUUAAAUUCAAACACUUUAUGAACGGAGCUGAGAACAAGAACAAAAAAGAUGACAUCUGGAGGAACUUUGGCAAGACUGAUGCUGUAAGGAGGAAAGGCCUGCUGUCAGCCCAAAGUGGAGAUUGACUGUGACAUCCAGAGGAUCUGCUGUAAGUGCCACUUCCCUUCCUUGUCUCUUCAGGACUCUCACCCUCCACAGGGACUUCUCCUGAUCAUCAGCAUGCCUACAGCUUGCACAAGGUGCACCUUGGGAGUCUGACCCACCAUGUGCAGAUGGACGGCGUCCGCAGUUCAUUUCUGUCCUGAACCUGCCCUCAGCACCACCACUACUGCAGCCUCUACUGGUCCACAUCUCCCCCUGCCCAGUGCAGCCUCCCUUUGCCUGGCAUGCUUCACCGUACUCUUGGUCACCGCUGGUACUGUCACAGGGGCCUGUCCUCCUCGGGUAGGGCAUGAACCCCUCAAGGUGCUCGCAAGCGGUAUCAACUGUUCAUGGACACUGGAAAGGCACACGCGCAGUUAUAAUCACUUAGAGGGUGACGUCCGACUCCGGCGACUUUACUCUGCCAACAAGUUCUUCCUCUGCAUUGACAAAACAGGCAAGGUGGACGGCACCCGACGUAAAAACUACGCUGACAGCCUGAUGGAAAUCCGAUCUGUCAGUGUGGGAGUUGUUGCCAUCAAAUCUGUCAGCACUGGACUGUACUUAGCUAUGUCCAAGAAAGGCACGCUCUUUGGAUCGGUGAAGUACAGCCCAAGCUGCAAGUUUAAAGAACGCAUUGAAGAGAACGGCUACAAUACGUAUGCCUCACUUCGCUGGAAACACGGCGGCAGGCAAAUGUUUGUUUCGCUGAAUGGGCGUGGUAAACCAAGGCGAGGUCACAAGGCUCGACGGAGACACCCAUCUACUCAUUUCCUCCCUAUGCUCCCCUCCUAGUGGCCCAAGUCUGAACUCUGACCACCAACUGGAUGGCCCACCUCUUUCCUAGGACUAGUGUUGAUCUGGCUGUGACACAAUGUGUAUUUUUACUAUUCCAUCCUCCUGUCACAUAAAUGUACAUUUGCUGAGGUCUGUAACACUUGUAGAGGUAGUAUAAUAUCUACUCUUAAGUUAUUUUCUGCAUUUUCUAAUGAUGUUCAGUAAUACAGCAUAACACAGUAGAAUUACACUACGAUCAGACGUCUGUCUUGCCACAAAUCCAUCUGUGUCUGAACUGCAUCUGUUUGAGAGGGGAGUACAGAGAGGGAUGGAGGGGCUUUCACAUAACAAAAUUUGGAUCACUUGUUCAUUGAGAGAUGAAAUCAUUAUUAAGAGAGAUAGCAGCAAGUCAAAGCUUUCAAACACCUGUGCUGGUGACUUUUAAAAACAUCCGAAUAGCAGGUCAUUUCCAGCUUGACUUCAUUUUGUAAUAUAUGUAGCCUUACAAAAAAAAAAAAAAAA
This is a messenger RNA of Archocentrus centrarchus (flier cichlid), 1866 nucleotides long. It is a transcript of the gene fgf22, whose product is annotated as fibroblast growth factor 22. The transcript has 3 exons. Gene Ontology annotation, molecular function: growth factor activity. The coding region runs from base 691 to 1362 and encodes 223 amino acids. NCBI's taxonomy places the organism in Eukaryota, Metazoa, Chordata, Actinopteri, Cichliformes, Cichlidae. The record is from RefSeq and is a predicted model, not a curated record.